This is a messenger RNA of Papilio polytes (common Mormon), 4904 nucleotides long. It is a transcript of the gene hrg, whose product is annotated as poly(A) polymerase type 3. The transcript is spliced from 14 exons. The record is from RefSeq and is a predicted model, not a curated record. NCBI's taxonomy places the organism in Eukaryota, Metazoa, Arthropoda, Insecta, Lepidoptera, Papilionidae. Bases 232 to 2127 code for a protein of 631 amino acids. Gene Ontology annotation, cellular component: nucleus. Gene Ontology annotation, molecular function: poly(A) RNA polymerase activity; RNA binding.
CUUGUUGUUGGCGACUGUUGUGUGCUUGUACGAAUAAAUGUUUAUUUCAAUAUUUUGUUUUGCAUUAUAAUAAAUAUAUAUGUAAUGCAUAGCAAAGUGCGAUAUAUUAAUAAGUUAAGUGAUUGUUUCACCAACAGUUACAAAGAGGAGAGCAUUUAAUUAAUGAUAGUAGAACCCCACCAUUAGUAUAAGAAUAUUUUACUAUAGCAGUUGUCUUUGGAAUAGUUGAAAAUGUCCAAAAUGUGGCCGCAAUCUCAAUAUUCACAUACAAACACACCAUACCAAACAAGUACUACAAAGACAAAUGAGCACCAGAACCAACAGAAUUUAAAAACAUUGGGGAUGACAUCUGCUAUAUCUAUGGCAGGCCCCAAACCAAUUGAUAUUGAAAAAACAAAUGAUUUGAAGGAAUCACUUGUGCCAUUUGGUGUAUUUGAAUCUGAGGCGGAAAUGCAUCAUCGUAUGGAAGUCUUGGGUUCAUUGCAUCGUCUCGUCAGACAGUGGAUACGCGAUGAAUCAUUGAGGAAGAAUAUGCCCCCGAGUGUAGCGGACACAGUGGGCGGGAAUAUCUACACAUUUGGAUCUUAUAGACUUGGGGUACAUCACAGAGGGGCGGAUAUCGACGCGUUGUGUGUAGCCCCAAGGCAUAUUGAUAGAACUGAUUACUUUCAGUCAUUCUAUGAACUACUGAAAACACAGCCACAGGUAAAGGAUUUGAGAGCUGUAGAAGAUGCAUUUGUGCCGGUAAUUAAGAUGAAUUUUGAUGGCAUAGAAAUUGAUUUACUGUUUGCUAGACUUGCCUUGAAAGAGAUACCAGAUUCUUUUGAUCUACGAGAUGAUAUGUUGCUAAAGAAUUUGGACCAGAAAUGUGUGAGAUCACUUAACGGUUGCCGCGUUACUGACGAAAUAUUGCGUCUUGUGCCAAAUAUAAAUAACUUCAGAUUGACUCUACGAGCUAUCAAGCUAUGGGCUAAGCGUCACGGUAUAUACUCUAACACACUAGGCUACCUGGGCGGUGUGUCGUGGGCCAUGUUGGUGGCGAGGACAUGUCAGUUGUAUCCGAACGCGAUGCCAGCGACGUUAGUGCAUAAGUUCUUCCUAGUGUUCAGUCAAUGGAAGUGGCCGCAGCCGGUGUUGUUGAAGCAACCGGAUGCUGUGAAUCUGGGUUUUCCGGUCUGGGAUCCACGGGUGAAUGUAUCGGAUCGUUUCCAUUUGAUGCCCAUCAUCACUCCGGCGUACCCGCAGCAGAACUCCACCUUCAACGUCUCAGCCUCAACCAGGACUGUCAUCAUGGAAGAAUUCAGACUUGGUCUAGCAAUAACAGAUGAGAUAAUGCUGAGCAAGUGCGGCUGGGAGCGUCUGUUCGAGGCUCCCAACUUCUUCUCCCGCUACAAGCACUUCAUAGUGCUGCUCGCCUCCUCCGCCUGCGACGUGGACCAGCUGCAGUGGUGUGGUCUCAUCGAGAGCCGCAUACGACAUCUUAUCACUACACUUGAGAGAAACCAGCACAUAACUAUAGCCCAUGUGAACCCGGAGUGCUAUAACUCUGUGCCUCUCAACACUAAUAAUGGACAGCCCCUAGCCUUGCCUCCAGGCGCGCCCGUGCCCACAGAUCCAGCACCUGAUCUCAAAAAGAAUGAAUUGGGGGAGGUGAUCGCUAACAACUGCUCCAUGUGGUUCAUCGGGCUGGUGUUUGAGAAGACCAACGUGAAUGUAGACCUGACGUACGACAUCUCGUCCUUCACUAAAGCGGUGCACUACCAGGCUGAGAACACUAACAUGCUACGAGACGGCAUGUCUAUUGAGGCCCGUCACGUGCGCCGCAAGCAACUGCACCAGUACCUCUCGCCGUCGCUGCUGAAGCGCGAGCGCACCAUCUCCGGCGCCAAGCGGCGGCCGCCGGAGCCCGCGCCCGCCGUGCAGCACCUGCCGCACAAGCGCACGCGCAGGCUCUCCGAGAGCAGCACGGAGGAAGUUAGCCUGUUAUCCUACAAUGAAGAUUCAAACUCAUCCAAUAUGUAUGAGGUGAACAUACAGAAUGGUACAGCACAGCCGCAGAGUGAUCAAGAACGUAAAGAGAAGAUCUCCGAGGCCCAGUCUUCAUCCAGCAGUAUCGUGUGUACGUAGCAGUAUGAACAAUGGCGUCACCGGUUCAUAUUCGGAACCAGUAACGUCAAGAAGAACAAAGUGAAACGUGCUUAAAGUGACUAAGUGAAUGUGAUUUUAAGUGUAAGUUGGUGCAUUGGAUUGCCUUUGCGGAAUUUGGUAAGUCGACUUCGGUCUUGGUUGAUUUGAAGAUUGAUAUAUUCAAUUACCUUUUGUAUUAGUGAUGCAUUUUACAGUUUUAAAACAAUUACUCUUUUCAGUUUUUGAAUUUUUCUAUGAAUCAUUUCAUAUGUCAUUUGUAAAUCUUGUAAAUAAUUUAAAAAAUCAGGUUACUUUAUUUAUGUCCUGUUUAGCAGUCAAUAUCAAAUAAAGGAUUAAUGUAAAUACAAUAAUUCACUAAUGGUUUUUGUCAUAUAAGUUUUAUGCAUCGCUAAUAUGAAAGAAUAAAUUGUAUCACUUGACUAGCAUCUCAGAUUCCAUUUUAGAGUAUGGUGAAAGAUAUUGAGGUGGUAAGGAGUUUUUUAAUAUUUCAUAUCUUAUCCUAACCACCAGCUGAUCGCAUCGAGCAACAUUAUUACGUAAGUCUAUUAGUUAGAAUAUUUCGAGAAAAAUUGCAAAAAAAAAUAUAUACAUAGUUUAUAUAAGUGUAUUUGAUAUUUUUAUCUUUCGACGGUCCUGUGUUUUUUCACCUUUAAUUGCAGGUUGGACACAAGGAACAAUGCGGCCACAAGUAAGUCUUGUUCACUUAACUCGUAGGAUGUUGUAGACCUUUACAGGGAAAUUAUUGUUUGUGUAUUUUUGUAUUUAUCCUCGUUUAUUUCGUAAGUCUUUUUAAUGAUUACAUUUAUUUAUGAUACAGAUUUUUUUAAACUAAAUUGUACAAAUACAAAUUGCCCACCCUGAAUGGUUGAUUAGUACAAAUUAUGUGACAGUCCUUUUAUAGUUUUGAAUAUAUGCUGUGGCUUAAAAUAUCAAUAUUUGAAGAUAUUACAUCCACUAUAUGUAUUUCUUCUGUUUGUUAGCUAUAUAUGUUGCCCUAAACAUAAUAUGGAAAUAACUAAAUCACUUUAAUUAUGCAAUUUAUUGUCCACUCAUAUGAGUAAAGCAUGCAUUGUACAAAAAAUGUUCAAAUCAGCUUUUCAACAGUAAGAGUGGGUUUUCACUGUUGAAAUACUUUUAUAAAAACAUCUCUUCUCUCACUUCCCUUUGAAGUAACAGAGGACUAUAUGUUACAAUACAAAUGUUUCAAUAAUGAAAUAUCAUACUAAUUAAAUGGCUCCAAUAUAGACUAUCAUUAACCACAAUAUUGCAAUUUACACCUUGAUCUGUGUAAAAGAAACAUUACGAAGGAGAAAUGUAUGUCUAUAGUAUGUUAUUGUUUACAAAAAUUUGCAUUUCAAACGAUAAUUUACGUAGGAGCCAUUAAAUUGUGUUCACAUAUGUAUAAAAUACAUUAUUGCCUUGUGGAACACUCCCUGUUUCAUAUAGGUAAUUUUACCAUUGUGCAUAAUCUUUGUUAUGUUCUUUAGAACUUACAAUGAUGCGCUACAUAAUACCUCACAAACCAAAGCAGUAAACAGGGCAAUGUAUAAGCUACAUGCAGAUUACAACAUGUUUUCUUGCUCCAAUUCAUAUUUUUAAUAAUAGUAAUUUUUUUAAUGCCUUUACUCAAUAUUACAUUAAUAAAACCUCUUGCAAUAAACAAUAACAUCCCUAACAUAUCUGAUUUCUUAGUCUAUUAUUUACUGAAGUUACCACAAGCUAAAUUAUAUAUUAUCUUAUAUUUAAAAUUCUUAGGACCUGUCCCACCAAAUUGUAAAUUGUCUGAUAACAAUCCAACAUGUAAAAUAUCGGACUUUGUCCCCUUAUCUGACAGUGACAUUUUAAAGCUAUCUGAACCUCUACCAGCUAGUUGACAGGACCUUAUUGUGUAAAAGCAAUAUGUUUUUGUAUAUGUUUCGGUAAUGAAGACUCACGAUACACGAUAUUUUACAUUAAAUAGCAUUUUAUUUUAUUACAACCUUCUUGAAGAUCAAAUGUUUUAAGGAAUACAUAAGAACAUAUAUGUAGUACAACUAAUUUGGUUGUUGCCAGGAUUACUUUUCUUUUCCUAGAUAAUUAAAGAAUGUAAAAUAGAUAUCAAACAAACCUUUUUUGAAUAAUGAUUAAGAUCAUAUGCUGGCAACCCCUGACAGCUGGAAAAUCUUGUGUAUUGAAUGUAAAUAUGAAAUCGAUUUGGCCGUGAUCAUUUCUGCGUAAGCACUGGCGUGCUACCAGUUUUUAGGAAAAAUUUAUUAUAAGUGGAAUAUAUAUUUUUCUCACAAUUUUAGUAUGAUGGAUUAAACUUAUUCAUAUUCGUAGUGCAGAAAAAUGUUGGUGUGUCUGUAAACAAAAUUUCAAACUAAGGCAAAACUUUAGAUUUAAUGCGAUCUCAUUCAAACAUGAGUUAGUGUUAUUACAAGUUAUUGUGUUAUUUUCUUAGGAUUUCAAACUAUUUCUUGUCCGCCUCUCGAUUAUUCUCGCAAAUGUAUAUUCAAGUAUAUUUAAAAUGGUUUAUGAAUAAUUAUACUUAGUAGCUUUCACUAAAAAGCUAGAUUGCAUAAAUUUUCUACAGCACAGAAAACAUGUUGACUAAACUUUGUCUUUAAAACAAGCAAUUCCACCUAGAUAUAAGACUCAAGUGUAGUUGUUGUAAGGACGUUCUAGACUUUAAGUUGUAUAUAGCAAUAGCCACUUGAUUACUAUUAUAUAUGAAGAUAUAUAUCCAGCAAAAAAUUCAUUUAAAAUUGAAAAAAAAA